Messenger RNA from Acanthopagrus latus (yellowfin seabream), 4785 nucleotides. It is a transcript of the gene zbtb7b, whose product is annotated as zinc finger and BTB domain containing 7B. Bases 534 to 2234 code for a protein of 566 amino acids. Gene Ontology annotation, biological process: positive regulation of gene expression; regulation of transcription by RNA polymerase II. Lineage: Eukaryota; Metazoa; Chordata; Actinopteri; Spariformes; Sparidae. The record is from RefSeq and is a predicted model, not a curated record. The transcript has 4 exons. Gene Ontology annotation, molecular function: protein binding; DNA-binding transcription factor activity, RNA polymerase II-specific; RNA polymerase II cis-regulatory region sequence-specific DNA binding.
UUCUCCAGCCCUGCCAGAGCCAAUCCGCGACUGGGUGUAAGUAGGGCAAGCCGCUUCCUGGUUCUCAGAAAGAAGGAGCAGGGAGUCAGAGUGGGCCGGCGGAGGCAGCAGCGCACAGGGGGGUCAGAGCAGCGCAGAGAGCCCGCGGUCUGCACAGAGAGGACAGGACGGGAGAGGAGAGAGGACGACCCGGAGAAAAAAACCUCCAGGAAGGUCGAGCUUGACAGGACGGCAGCGGUGGUGCGACCCCCUGGAGGACAAGAAAAGACACGAGCAGGGAGGAUAGAAAAGAAAAAAGAAAAAAAAAAGAACAAGAAGUAGAAGAAGAAGUCGGCAGGGUGGGACGGAAUAAUCCAGGAAGUGUGGAGGCCGGUCAGGUGGGAGGCGACGAGUCUGAACAGGUGACACACCGGCACUCAGGUGUAUGACCUCUGCUGACCUCUGAGCAAGGAAACCAAAGAGGAGAGAGACGAGCGGGAGGCAGAAAGAAGCAGGCAGCCAUCUUCUCCUGGGUUUAUGGACUGGAGGUGGCAAUGUCUCCAGGAGAGGACGGUCUGAUUGGGAUCCCCUUCCCGGAGCACAGCAAUGAGCUCUUGUCCCACCUGAAUGACCAGAGGAGGGCAGGGCUCCUCUGUGACCUCACUCUGACGUCCCGCGGGGCACGCUACCCGACCCACCGCUCAGUCAUGGCUGCAGUCAGUCUCUACUUCCGCCAGCUGUUUGGGGCAGAGGAAGGGGGCGGCGAGGGUGGAGGAGGUUUCAGCGUGUGCCAGCUGGACUGCGUGGCACCGGAUGCCCUUGAUGCCCUGCUGGAGUUCGCCUACACUGCCACCCUGACCAUCCCCAGCUCUGGGAUGAGGGAUGUGCUGAGAGGGGCUCAGCUUCUGGGUAUUCAAUGUGUGGCCGACGCAUGCAGAGACAUCCUGGGGGAGACAGCGGAGGCAGAGGGGGAGACAGCAGAGCAGCAGAGAGCCCAACACACAGCUGCUGAGAGGAUUGCACAAGAAGAAAGCAGGAUAAUGAGAGGGUCCCGAAGAAAAACGGACAGAAAGAGGGUGAAAAAACUUGGAUCGCAUCACAUCGACUCAUCAGCUCUGAACCCCUCACCUGCUUCUCCUGUUUCGCACCCGUCACCUGCGUCCGACAGCUUCCGCUCCUUGCCGUCCACCCAGCCACCCAGCCCAGAAGCAGACGAGUUUCGCCACAAAUCUGGGCAGAAUGGAGAUCCAAGAGCGAUCAGAGAGCCAGGGAGAGGGACCACACCAAAUGGAGGGCUCUACCACUGGCCCUCUGAGCGGCCCCGUAUAGCCCUCCCACCUCCUGUUCCACCUUUGAAUGACAAGCUGUCAGAGGAAGAUGACAUGGAAGGUUUUGGCGACGAUGGUAUCCUGAUGGGAAGCACCUCCAUACCUACCUCUGUAGCUGAUCGAGGAGCGGUGGCAUCAGCAGCAGGAGGUGGGAGGAAGAGGAAGUCUCAGACGCCCCAGCAGUGCCCUGUUUGUCAGAAGAUCAUCCAUGGAGCGGGAAAACUGCCCCGACACAUGAGGACGCACACUGGAGAGAAGCCCUUCCAGUGCUCUGCCUGUGGAGUCCGUUUCACUCGAAAUGAUAAGUUGAAGAUCCACAUGAGGAAACACACAGGCGAGCGACCCUACCCCUGCCCGCACUGCACUGCUCGGUUUCUCCACUCAUACGACCUCAAAAACCACCUGUCCCUCCACAGUGGGGCGAGGCCCUUUGAGUGCCCCCUCUGCCACAAGGCCUUCGCCCGAGAGGACCAUCUCCAGCGUCACCGCAAGGGACACAGCUGCCUGGAGCUGCGAACACGCCGGCCCCGACGUGGGCCCGAGCCCGGGGAGGAUGGGAGAGGGGAUGGCAGCAUGAGGGAGCACUCCAACCAUCUGGAGGCUCUGGCUUUACAGGCCCACUCCUCAGCGUUCCUCCCUCACCAGGUGCUAGAUGGUGGGAGCGGGUCCGGCCCUCCACUGAUGUUUCCAGGCGACAUCGAGAGGGAGAGGGAGCGGUCUCUCGCCCUUCAGGCUUUGGCUCAGCUCGGGCCUCACAGGCUGGCCGGUUAUCCUGAGCUCUUCCUGCGAGGUCUAGAGCUGCGAGGGAGCCGAGAGGCAGACGGAGAAGAUCCAGGAGGAACCCACUCGCCGGCUUCACAGCGGGACCGAUGGCCUGACGAAAUGGAAGAGGAAGUUGGAGAAGAGGAAGCGGAGGAAGAGGAAUAGUGAAGAGCAUGUGUCCGUGUGAGUGUGUCUGUGUGAGUGUGUGUGUGUACAUGUGUGUCUGUGUGGUAAAGCAUCCACAAAAAAAAAAUCUCACUCAGGUGGCUGGACUAAUGACCUGCUGCUCCCAUAUAGAGAGCGCUUAAAAAGAAACAACUAAAUGAUUAAAAGAAAAAAAUGGAAAACGGGUUUUCUGAGAUAUUUUAAAUGUUUGUCUUCUUGCUUUUGGCUUUUGAUUUAACUUGUCUUUCAACUUUUAUUUCUCGUUUGUUGUUUAUUUUUAUGUGUUUCAGGUUUGAGCUGUUUGAUUUGACUUUUCUAGCUGGAAGUAUGUGUGUUGAGUGUGUGGUUAGCGGGAUGCUUUUCACUAUGCAAACUAAAAUCCAGAGCUGCGACAUUUAGGGAUAUUUGAAGAUAUAUAUUUUAGUUACAAUAUAAAUGUAUUGAUUCAGGUGCAAUUCAGAAGUCAUAUCACCUACAUGACAAGAAUGAAUUUGUGUGGCCACUAUCCUCUGGUGGUUAUCAGUGGAAAUGCAGUCUAAUGAAUCCAACUUUUUCUGUACAUUGUAAGCAAUAAUGUUCUUUGUGUCUUUUCUUGUUUGUGGUAGAAUCUUUUCUUUGAUUUGGUGCUUAAACCAAAGAUUUUAGUUGAACUGUUCUCUUAAAUCCUAAUUUAACAGGUGAGGUGAGGUGAGGAGAGGUGACUUGUAGCCAAUGUUGGGUUUGUCGCGAAGAUUCGUCCCAACUGUUUUGAUAGCCAUGAGAAAGAAUCUGCUUCCAUAUUUGAGUGUUUCAGAGCCGUAGAGCUCUGUGUUAAAUGCCUGACCAAAAGAGACAAAGUCUGGGUCAAUGAGUUGAUUGUGUUGAAGGGCAAUUCUCCUUUUCCAGAAGGCUGUGGAUUUCAGUCUUCCAAUGCACUCGUUUUGAGUUCCUUGUUUGAAAAAAAAAAAGACAAAAAUAGAAAAGGGGCAUGUUAUGGGGGGAGUGAAUGAAAUGACUUGCCCCUUUUUUCUGUACUUAUUUAUUUAUUGUUAUUUAUUAAGACUCUUCUGCUGAAACUCUUUUGUGAGACCAAAUCCAGGGUAGGGCACAGAUCACAGUCUUGCAAAAAGCUGCAUUGCGCUAAAGAUUUUGGCUCAACGUCUCCAUAUACCUGAACGCCUUUUUAACAGGCUGCGUGUCUUCUUUUGGUGAUUCUUCCUCGAAUGCAUUCUUUGCACAUUUAACCCCGUCAGGUACUGCAAUAAUUACAGGCACAUUCCAUCCUCUGGGGUUGAGAGAAGGGAACAGAGCAAAGAAGAAGAAGUCAGGGGGUUUAAAACCUUCGGUGUAACCGGAACACAACAUGACUUUGCUGUUUGACGUUUUUCAGCAUGCUUCUCUGUUGUUAAUUCCACAUGUAUAGUACUGUAUCACGUGUUAUUGCAUGGCAGUUCUUAUAGAUCAGCCACCGCUGCGUCUAAAGGGGCCAUUAUCUUUUGAGUUAAUCUAUCUUCGACCAAAAACCUUUUUAGCUUUGCCACGCUUUACCUGGACCAGCGCAUUAAGGCCUUUUGCAGCGUGUAAUGCAAUCAUUAAUGGCUUUAAGUGACAGCAGUUGUCUUUUUUAUUUCAGAUUCUCUUGAAACCCAUGUAGUCAGGACCUGGUGUAGCAGUUGCGCUGGUCUGGCCUUGUGUGCACUAUCCGCUCCUUGAUGUUUAGUAAAUCAUUUUUUAUUCCCAGUUUAUUUGCACUAUGAUAUUUGAGAGCUUCAAGCCUUUUUGUCUGACCUUUGAUAUCUAGUCCAUUAACCCACUCAGUACGAUUUAAGAUUGUGAUUGAAAUACUUCUUAAAAGCCCACAUACGUUGAAUAUUUUUCCUCCUGCUUAAUGUACAGAGUUAUAUAGUUAUUAUAAUAUAUAUAUAUAUAUAUAUAUAUAUAUAUAUAUAUAUAUAUAUAUAUAUAUAUAUAUAUAUAUAUAUAUAUAUAUAUAUAUAUAUAUAUAUAUAUAUAUAUAUUGGGAUGAAGUUGCCUUAGAUUUUUUUUGUGCUGCAACUAUUCUCAGGAAACCUUGAGCAAUGCACUAAGUGAUUAUACAAAAAAUAAAAUGGGAAGAAAUCGUUUGGUGCUCUGGGGUGAUUGACACUCUUCAUAUAAGGUCAGUAGUUUCAAAAUAAGAGAUUUUGUAGAUUGGCAUAAUUUGAUGUUUGAAAAACCAAAUUAAUUAAACCUAUUAUAAGAGUAAGCUACUAGCCUUACAGAACCAGUCCUACUGGAAUGGCAGUAUGACAGUUGGUCCUGUUGAUGAAGGGUGUUGGCGAUCCCAGUCAGAGCUUUGUGAAUGAAUGAGGGUUAACUGAUGCCAGCUGUGAAGUGUAUGUUUCUAUGUGAGCUGUUUGUUUUCUUGGCUUCGGUGAAGGGACACGGGGUCCGGUCUGAGCAGAGACCCCGCUAUCAGGGAUACAUUUUUGUCUUUCAGUUUUUAGUGGAACCUUCUCAGAGAUAUGAAUUCAUUUUCCCAUCAUUUGUUUCAGUUAAUGUAAAGAAAAUAAAUAAAGAUAUCUAAGCUUGC